Trifolium pratense (red clover) is the source of this 1891-nucleotide messenger RNA. RefSeq names its product NAC domain-containing protein 2-like. The record is from RefSeq and is a predicted model, not a curated record. NCBI's taxonomy places the organism in Eukaryota, Viridiplantae, Streptophyta, Magnoliopsida, Fabales, Fabaceae. The transcript is spliced from 3 exons. Gene Ontology annotation, molecular function: DNA binding. Gene Ontology annotation, biological process: regulation of DNA-templated transcription. The coding region runs from base 523 to 1389 and encodes 288 amino acids.
UAAAAUGUGUUACAUGUGCAUGUGUGCUAAAAAAGAAAGGGAAGUAUUUGGGCUUAACAGAGAUGAGAUGAGAUGCAGAGCAUUUGGGAAAAACUGUACAGUGUGUUGUGUCGACCCAAAAACAGGAGAGCCCCCUCCCUACGACAACAGUCAACCUUUUUACCAAAACAGUCUAUACAAGUGACGCAAGCCGUGACACAUAUAAGGGUCCCUCGCACGUGUCCUAUACUCCAUUCACGUAUUGCCACGUGCUGUCUGCGUUCACCUUUACCAACGAAAAAACAACCUUACAUGGUUUGAAGUUCGAGGAGUUUCUCUUGUUUUUGUGUCACUAUAUACACCUUCCCCUAACUUCACUAAUCCCACGUGUAUUUUUUAUUCAACCUUUUUGACUCAUCAAUUUAAAUUCAUCCUAUAAAACCAUAGCUUCUUCCUUUCUUACAACUUCGAACUUCAAAACCGAAUACAACCCAACCCAAGCCACCAAAAGAAGAAUAAGAAAUAUCAAGAACAAGAACAAGAAUGCAAGGUGGAUUAGAGUUCCCACCUGGGUUUAGAUUUCAUCCUACUGAUGAUGAACUUGUGAAUCACUACUUAUGUAGAAAGUGUGCUUCACUACCUAUUUCUGUUCCAAUUAUCAAAGAAAUUGAUUUGUAUAAGUUUGAUCCAUGGCACCUUCCAGAAAUGGCUCUUUAUGGUGAGAAAGAAUGGUAUUUUUUCUCUCCAAGGGACAGAAAAUAUCCAAACGGUUCAAGACCGAACCGGGCUGCAGGAACCGGAUACUGGAAAGCCACUGGAGCCGAUAAGCCGAUUGGUAAGCCGAGGCCACUUGGAAUAAAGAAAGCACUUGUGUUCUAUGCUGGUAAAGCUCCUAAAGGAGUUAAAACCAAUUGGAUCAUGCAUGAAUAUCGUCUUGCAAAUGUCGAUAGAACCGCAUCAAAAAAUAAUCACAAUUUAAGACUUGAUGAUUGGGUGUUGUGUCGAAUUUACAACAAGAAAGGGAAGAUUGAGAAAUACAAUGACACAAAACCAUCAAUGUUUUCAAAGGAAGUUCAAUUUGAGAAUGAGACGAAACUUAAGAUCGAAAUGAACGGCCUGGAUGACUUUAGGAUAAUUAAUGAUCAAUUAUGCACUGACACGUCAGAUUCAGUGCCACAGUUUCACACGGACUCAAGUUGUUCUGAGCACGUGGUUUCGCCGGAUGUCACGUGCGAUAAAGAGGUCCAAAGCGAGCCCAAAUGGAAUGAAUUUGUUUUGGGCCCAGACCCAGUUUCAGCCUUUGAUUUUCAGUUGAAUUUUAUGGAUGAUGGUGAAGAUGACUAUUUUACCCCUCAGGUUCAGUACCAAAUGAAUAAUUGGCAAGAUGUGUUUAUGUACCCACCUAAGUAAUCUUGAUUUGUUAUUUUCAAUAGUAAAAUAAUAGAAAUAGGUCAUGGUCAUGGGGUUUGAAAAUGAAAAUGACCCUUUGGAGGAUAGGGGAUCCUAAAAUGGUAGGGGUCCCAUGGGUAUUUUAAAUUGGUUGUAGACAAAAAUCAUGUUCAUACCUACCAAACAACUACUAACUGCAACUGCAAGUGGAGGUCCUAGUGGUGCAUGUGUGUUCUUGGGUAGGUGAUUACUAGGGAUUGUUUAAUUUGGGAUGAUAUUGAUUUAUGAUUAGUAUGGUUGAAGUUGAAGAAAAAUGGAAUCAUUUUAUUUGUAACUAAAAAACAAUAAGCAAAAUGAUUUCAAUUCUCAACUAGGUGGAGAUUCAAUUAGUCAUGUUAUUAGGGGUAUAUGGUAGUGUUAACAUGUAAUUCAUGUAGAAAAUUCUUGUUCCAAUUCUUAUUAUUGUAGUAAGAUUUUUUUUAUAAUGUUUGUUUUAUAAUAUAUAAUCUAGUGAUUUAAUUCA